Zophobas morio is the source of this 1456-nucleotide messenger RNA. Its product is annotated as hydroxysteroid dehydrogenase-like protein 2. The coding region runs from base 153 to 1397 and encodes 414 amino acids. The record is from RefSeq and is a predicted model, not a curated record. Gene Ontology annotation, cellular component: mitochondrion. The transcript is spliced from 6 exons. Lineage: Eukaryota; Metazoa; Arthropoda; Insecta; Coleoptera; Tenebrionidae.
CGCAUGACACCGACAGGUGACAGUUCAGUGUGGUGUCACUCAAACAUUUUGAACUUUGAUUUGUAAUAAUUUGUUGUUAUUUUUAUCUAUAUAAGCCCCACAACUUCAUUACUUGCAGUUCUUAAGUGCAAUAACUCGACUCUUUCCACAAAAUGAUGAACACUGGUAAAUUAGCUGGACGCACAGUUUUCAUAACUGGGGCCAGUCGAGGCAUAGGCAAGGCCAUAGCCCUCAAAGUAGCCAAAGACGGUGCCAACGUCGUAGUGGCGGCCAAAACGGCCGACCCCCACCCCAAACUCGCCGGAACCAUUUACACGACUUGCGAAGAAGUUGAAGCUGCCGGGGGCAAAGGCCUGCCGUGCAUCGUCGACGUCAGAGACGAGCAGCAAGUCCGGAAGGCCGUUCAGGAAGCUGUCCAAAAAUUCGGGGGGAUUGACAUUGUUGUGAAUAAUGCCUCUGCGAUUUCUCUCACGCCGACGCCGGCGACUGAUAUGAAAAGAUACGAUUUGAUGCACAAUAUCAACACCAGGGGCACGUUUCUAGUGUCGAAAGAAUGUUACCCAUAUUUGCAAAAAAGCUCGCACGCCCAUAUUUUGAACCUGUCGCCGCCGCUGAGCAUGAAACCCGUAUGGUUCAAGGACCAUGUGGCGUACACUAUGGCGAAAUAUGGCAUGUCCAUGUGUGUGUUAGGGAUGCAUGAGGAAUUCCGGGCGGAUAACAUUGGAGUGAACGCCUUAUGGCCAAAAACAGGUAUCUACACGGCUGCGAUGGAAAUGCUCACGGGUUCCGAGUCCGCCAAGUACAAUCGCAAACCAGAAAUAAUGGCCGACGCAGCCUACGCCAUCUUAACUUCAGACCCCAAAACCACCACAGGGAACUUUUUUAUUGAUGAGCAGGUCCUGAAAAAUCAGGGCGUUACAGAUUUGGACCAAUAUUGCUGUGACCCCGCUUACAAGGACCAACUAAUGCCGGACUUCUUUGUUGACGAGAAUAUGUCUGAACUGUCUGAUAGCCGCCCCAGCGAUAGACCAAGUUUGGCCACUCCAAAAGUACAAGGCGACGGCAAAAUCGUCCAAGUAUUCAAAGCCAUCGAAAAGAACUUGUCUCCAGACACUGUUCAAAAAACUCAGGCGGUCUUCCAGUUCGUCGUUACAGGAGAGGAAGCUGGGAAAUGGUACGUCGAUUUGAAGAACGGGAAUGGCGCGUGUGGUCGGGGAGACGCCCCUUCACCCCCAGACGCCACACUGACUAUGGAUACUAAAAACUUCUUCAGUAUGUUCAGCGGAAACUUGAAGCCGGCGUCCGCUUUCAUGACCGGGAAGCUCAAAAUCAGCGGAAACAUGCAGAAAGCGAUGAAAUUGGACAAGUUGAUGUCGUCGCUGAAAUCGAAGCUCUAAAAUAAGGGAUAAUCGUUAUAUUUUUUACAAUCAAUGAAAAUUAAAAAUUUAUUUUAUGA